CUUAAUCCAACUCCCAACCAACCAAGAGGGCGCUGACCUUUAAGUCCCCCGUGGCCGUGGAUGCAACAUAUUAUCUCGAGUCAGAGCUGCUAGACAACAAAAGACCAGUUGGUUGCUGAUGGCGGCGUUCUCCUUCGUCUUGGUAUUCUCUUGGUUGGUUCUGAGCCCGUGGGGAUGGAUGAUCGGCGCGCAGAGCACUCCGCCGGCCAGAUUCGACGGCUUUGUGUACGAAAUUGACGGGCAGCUGCCGCCGGGGAGCUGCAGCGUGGACUCCACCAUCACGAUCGAGGCCUUCUUCGACCCCGUUUGCCCUGACAGCAGGGACGCUUGGCCUCCUCUCAAGCAAGCUCUCAGUUAUUAUGCUCCUCGCGUUUCCCUUUUCGUUCAUCCUUUCCCUUUACCUUAUCAUGAUAAUGCUUUUGCUACUUCUCGUGCCUUGCAUAUUGUGAAUAAGAUGAAUUCUUCUGCCACAUACAGCUUGUUGGAGUUAUUCUUUAAGCGCCAGAAGGGGCUCUACAACAAACCAACCUUCAACAUGUCCAGGGCAUCUAUUACAAGUCAGAUCGUGCAAAUGGCAACCGAAGCACUUGGUGACUCAUGCGAUUAUGCCGUUGGUGACUCAUGCCAGUCUGUCAUUACCUCUGGCUUUACAGACAAGGAAAGCGAUAUGUUGACAAGGGUUUCAUUCAAGUAUGGUUGUUCAAGGGGGGUGUUCGGGACACCUUUUUUCUUCGUGAAUGGAUUUGCCUUGCCCGAUGCUGGCGCCGCUAUAGACUACGGUAAAUGGAGGAGCAUCAUUGAUCCAUUAAUUAAAGAACGAAGCAGGGACAGGAAAGAAGGUCUGCAUUAUUUGUUGUGAACAACUCUUGUUUUCUAGCAUCUUGUAACUUAUUUUGCUUCCUUCCUUCUCCUUCUAUUUUCUAUGUAUGCUCUGUGCAUGUUAACUAUGAAGAUCUUGCUACCCAAAUAAAGAAAUUAUGCGGCCAGUUGUAACAAAAGAAAA
Diospyros lotus (date-plum) is the source of this 1003-nucleotide messenger RNA. RefSeq lists its product as uncharacterized. NCBI's taxonomy places the organism in Eukaryota, Viridiplantae, Streptophyta, Magnoliopsida, Ericales, Ebenaceae. The transcript is spliced from 4 exons. The record is from RefSeq and is a predicted model, not a curated record. Bases 119 to 859 code for a protein of 246 amino acids.